AUGAUGUCGUGUAACGGGCCCUCGCGUUUCGCCGCGGACGUGCCUCGCACCCCCGAGGCGCAAACUGCAUACGAAUCCAGUACGCCCGAAACCCCGGAUAUCAACAUGCCAGGGAAAACUGAAUUGUCGGACUUUGAAAAGCAGCGUUUGGCAAACAUUGCUGAGCGUGAUGCGCUGUUAAAGAAACUUACCCUCGAAUCGCAAUCUUCCGGGCUCUUUGCAAGCCCUAAGACUCCGGGCACCAAUGGCGCAAAGCCGAAAAAGCGCCCGGCUCCUAAAGCUAAAGUGAAGGUCGAGGAAGUGACCACACCUCGACGGACAUCGUCGCGCCUCAAAGGCAUUGCGGCCGAAAGUGAAGUAGCGAAGCGCAAGGCCGACGAUGAGUAUGAGGCGAUGCGCGAAGCGGAUAGAAUCAAGAGGAUGCGCCGGACAGACUCGUUCAGUCAGGCGGACAUGUUUGUGUCGGGCCAAAAGCUUAGUGCAGAUAGCCUGAUCAGCGUGGAUGUCAUCACCAAGGGUGUUGCAAAGCCCUAUGAAAGGACUUUCGGGGACGACGAAAUCGAGAAGACGACAGACAAAGAACUGAAGACUCUUCGGGAGGAGAUGAAUGGGCUUCAAUUGUGGGAAUCUUGGGAUCCUCAGCGGAUCAAGAUCACCCCCGAACGUGUCUAUAGCAUGGUGUUCCACCCGUCCGAAUCCAAACCUCUUAUAUUCGCGGGCGACAAAUUGGGUCAUCUGGGUAUGUUGGAUGCUUCGCAGGAAAAGCCCACAGCGGACGAAGACGACGACGAAGAUGAGGACGACCCAGAUCCAGUCCUCACGACACUCAAACCCCAUACCCGGACCAUCAGCGCAAUGAUGGUUAAUCCCUCAAAGCCAACACAUUUGUACACGGCAAGCUAUGAUAGCUCUAUUCGAUCGCUGGACUUGGAGAAAAUGGUCUCUUCAGAGACCUAUGCUCCCGAGUCGACGAAUAUCGAUGAGGCCCUUUCCGGAGUUGAUAUGGCCCCCGAUGAUCCUAAUACCUUGUACUGGACUACACUUCAAGGUGGAUUCGGGCGAUAUGAUACGCGCACUCCACGGGAAGAUAAUAAUGUGUCAAGCUGGGAUCUAUCGGAGAAGAAGAUCGGGGGCUUCACACUGUGUCCCUCCCAGUCCUACUACUUCGCCACGGCAAGUCUGGAUCGAUUCCUGAGAUUAUGGGAUCUGCGCAAGUUGUCACCUGACACUCCAACUCCUGUUGCCGAGCAUGAAAGCCGGCUCUCGGUUUCCCAUGCAGCUUUCAAUGCGGCUGGACAAAUUGCUACUUCUUCCUACGACGAUACAUUGAAGAUAUACGACGUGGGUGCCAAAGGGUUCUCUUCGUGGAAACAAGGCCACAGGCUUUCAGAGAAGGAGUUUACUCCAGACACAGUGGUCCGACACAACUGCCAGACUGGCCGCUGGGUGACUAUUCUCCGCCCCCAAUGGCAACUUAAUCCGCAAUCUUCCAUCCAACGCUUUUGCAUCGGCAAUAUGAACCGUUUUGUCGAUGUGUACACUAGCAGUGGCGACCAGCUUGCGCAGCUCGGCGGUGAUGGAAUCACCGCUGUUCCUGCUGUGGCUGUAUUCCACCGUAGCAAGAACUGGGUUGCUGGUGGUACCGCUAGCGGUAAGCUCUGCUUAUGGAAGUGA
This is a messenger RNA of Penicillium digitatum Pd1, 1674 nucleotides long. Its product is annotated as WD domain protein. The record is from RefSeq and is a predicted model, not a curated record. Gene Ontology annotation, molecular function: DNA binding; protein binding. Gene Ontology annotation, cellular component: nucleus. NCBI's taxonomy places the organism in Eukaryota, Fungi, Ascomycota, Eurotiomycetes, Eurotiales, Aspergillaceae. Gene Ontology annotation, biological process: regulation of DNA damage checkpoint.